AUGCUCAUGGGACGUGUAUCCAUUGUCGCGAUCGUAACAUCGAAAGUUUCAGAAGAACAUACGCGCAGCUUUUAUGAGGCCGCCUAUGAACGCUUCCACACGUAUCCUCACUUUCAGCUUGUACAGAUCAAUUUGCAAGAAAACUCUCUUAAGGCAUACCUAAUAUCCUUGUUCCUAUCAUCUUUGCGGUCACAAGUUGCACCCAAACUUCAGUCCACAUACCUCCUGAGUCAGCAGAGCUUGGACAUGGUUCGUGAGCCAAUGGGUCUUCACAACAAGCACGUUGGAUACACGUACUUAGUCGGUCCAGAUGGAAAAAUCCGGUGGGCUGGUAGUGCAUUUGCCGAACCCGAUGAGGCUCGCACACUUGUGGCAUGCACGGGGGUCUUGCUUGAUCGUAUGCCAGGCGGUCGGAAGGCUGCUUCGAGGGAUGCAUCGUAA
Malassezia globosa CBS 7966 is the source of this 441-nucleotide messenger RNA. RefSeq lists its product as uncharacterized. NCBI's taxonomy places the organism in Eukaryota, Fungi, Basidiomycota, Malasseziomycetes, Malasseziales, Malasseziaceae. The transcript has 2 exons. Gene Ontology annotation, cellular component: mitochondrial inner membrane. The coding region runs from base 1 to 441 and encodes 146 amino acids. The record is from RefSeq and is a predicted model, not a curated record. Gene Ontology annotation, biological process: mitochondrial proton-transporting ATP synthase complex assembly.